AUGGUUGUCCAUGGAACUGCUAUCAAACAUGGUGCUUGUGCUGCUCGAAAUGGCCAUUUGGAAGUCUUGAAGUGGGCUCGUGAAAAUGAUUGUCCAUGGAAUAAGAGCACAUGUCAACUUGCUGCUCAAAAAGGACAUUUGGAAUUUCUCAAGUGGGCGCAUGAAAAUGGUUGUCCAUGGGAUGAAGAGACAUAUCAAGCUGCCUGCAUGAAUGAUGAAAGGGAAGUGAUCCAGUGGCUAGUCGACAAUGGCUGCCCUGGGUCUCGUGGCGAAGGACUCUAA
Seminavis robusta is the source of this 282-nucleotide messenger RNA. The record is from the annotation of a GenBank genome assembly. Lineage: Eukaryota; Bacillariophyta; Bacillariophyceae; Naviculales; Naviculaceae.